This is a messenger RNA of Astyanax mexicanus (Mexican tetra), 4117 nucleotides long. RefSeq names its product acyl-CoA dehydrogenase short/branched chain (gene acadsb). NCBI's taxonomy places the organism in Eukaryota, Metazoa, Chordata, Actinopteri, Characiformes, Acestrorhamphidae. The transcript is spliced from 11 exons. Bases 67 to 1362 code for a protein of 431 amino acids. The record is from RefSeq and is a predicted model, not a curated record. Gene Ontology annotation, cellular component: mitochondrion. Gene Ontology annotation, molecular function: flavin adenine dinucleotide binding; acyl-CoA dehydrogenase activity.
AAUAAAAAAUUGAGCUACGCCGCUGUUUUUAGGCACGUAGGAAGAGCCCGUAUGUAAACAAGCUCUAUGAUGGCGGCGCCCUUCAGCAGGAUCUUCGGAAAGGUUGGCAGGCAGCUGUCAAAGCCAUGGGCCCCUUGCCAGGCGGCUGGGCGGUCCAUUUCAUCGCGGACGGUGGAGGUGGAGCAGACUGCACCUGCAGGAAGUGGGUUUCCACCCCUCCAGACCUUCUCUGAGGAGGAGACCAUGAUGAGGGAUGCAGUGAAGAAAUAUGCGCAGGAGCGCAUUGCUCCAUUUGUCUCCAAGAUGGAUGAAAAUUCCUCGAUGGAUGAUGAAGUGAUCAGCUCUCUCUUUGAGCAGGGGUUGAUGGGGAUUGAGAUAGGUACUGAAUAUGGAGGCACUGGCUCCACCUUCUUCUCCUCCAUCCUGGUGAUUGAGGAGCUGGCGAAGGUGGACCCGUCUGUGGCCGUGCUGUGCGACAUUCAGAACACACUAAUCAACACACUGAUGUCCAAGCUGGGCACAGAGGAACAGAAGGAGAAGUAUCUGCCCCGCUUAGCUACAGACAUGAUUGGAAGCUUUUGCCUGUCGGAGGCGGGGUCAGGCAGCGACGCCUUCUCUCUGAAGACGAAAGCAGAGAAGCAGAAUGAUUAUUACAUCAUCAACGGCUCCAAGAUGUGGAUCAGCAAUGCAGAGAAUGCAGGAGUGUUCCUGGUCAUGGCUAACGCAGAUACCUCAGCCGGUUACCGGGGAAUCACAUGUUUCCUUGUGGAUCGGGGCACGGAGGGGCUUCAGAUCGGAAAAAAGGAGAAUAAACUGGGCCUGAGAGCGUCCUCCACCUGCACUCUGUCUUUCGACAACGUAAAAGUCCAUGAGAAGAACAUCUUGGGGAAAUUGGGACAGGGUUAUAAAUAUGCCAUCGGGAUGCUGAAUGAGGGCAGAAUCGGCAUUGCAGCACAGAUGCUGGGUCUGGCUCAGGGCUGUUUUGAUCAUGCUGUUCCGUACACCAGACAGAGGGUCCAGUUUGGUAAACGGAUAUUUGACUUUCAGGGAAUGCAGCACCAGAUCGCUAACGUAGCCACUCAGCUGGAGGCGGCACGACUGCUGACCUAUAACGCGGCUCGGCUGAAGGAGGCGGGGCGUCCAUUUAUUAAAGAGGCCUGCAUGGCCAAGUACUACGCAGCAGAGGUUGCUACUGUAACCACGUCUAAAUGCAUCGAGUGGAUGGGGGGAGUGGGCUUCACCAAGGACUACCCCAUCGAGAAAUUCUACAGAGACUGUAAGAUCGGCACCAUCUAUGAAGGCACGUCCAACAUUCAGCUGAGCACCAUCGCCAAGUUUCUCGAUCAGGAGUACGAUUCAUAAACUUGGUGGAUCAUCUUUAUUCAUCUCUAUUCUACACUGAUCGCCUUCCCCUAUCAUCCCCAACCCAGCGGUCAGCGGCCAUUAUCUACUCCUUCAGAAGAGUUCAAACACUACAGUCCACAUCACACUCACCCAGAACUCACCAGAACAGUUCGAGACAGUCAUGAUUUAAUUUGUGUAGAUACAAGUUAAAAUGUCUAUCCAUAAACAAAAUAGUGCAAAUAUGCUGCUAAAAGAAAAAGAAAUCUUUAUUCGGUUCGGUUUAGGUCAUAUUUUUUUUUCUUUCUUAAGAUUGUUAUAAGCAAAUUCUAGAAAUAUGAAACUUUUAUUUAUAGACAUUUUCAAAUCUUUGCACAUCUUUGUUAUACUCAUAGUGUUGCCAGAUAGGUUUGAUUUCUUAAUCAGUAAAAAAAAAACUAAUAAAUACAUUAAAUAAAAAUUAUCUAAUUUAAAUUGCUUUAAAUCUUUGUACCAUUUAGAAGAGAAAUCUAUAAGAUAUAAAUGAGAAAUUUUAGAUUUAUUUACAUUGGGGUAAAUUUGCAUUUCAAUAACAUUGUAGGUCAUUUUUAACAGGAGAUUUAAUUAGACUACUUUAAAUUAAACUACGGUACACUCAGACUACCUGCAGACUGCAGCUCCAGAUCUAAGAUUUACAUCACUGGGCAAACAUUUAAAUUCCAGUUUAAUCCUAGAUUAUAUUAAACUCCAGUUUAAUCAGGUUAAACAGGUAAGAGAACGUACCGUUUAAGCAAAGUCUUGCCCCUGGACUACUGUUGUGGAUUUGCACAGGUGAGGAAUUGAACCAUAUCCACCACAUUAAGGCCACAAUUGUUAUCCACUACCCUUUCUAACAUGCCUGAUCCUAGUCUAAGGUCACUAGUUGGUCAGAUCCAGUGUGUUAGUUCUGGGCUGGUGCUGAAGUCUGCUUGUAGGAGGAAGAUUGGUGGCCUGAGAUCUAAUAUCCGGUGGACCUGUGCCUGUAUGUGCAGGAGCUGGGAACUGCACCCAUUUAUAAAUAAUAUGCUGAUCGUUUUGUCGAGCAUGGUGCCCACCAUCUAAAUACCCAGUGUUCUACCUAGUAUAACCACACUGAAUGUAUUCCAGUGAAAGGAUGUGUUCUCACACUCGCCCAAACCCCUCUACGGAGCUUAAAAUCUGACAUAAGCAUUUUAAUUAGCAUUUUGUAUAUUUGAAAAUUAAAGUACAUGAAUUUUCUUAAUUUGAAAUAUUUAAUGACAAAUCAUAUUUUUUGCACUGUAAGGUGCUUCGGAUUAUAAGGCGAACUCAAUAAACAUCUAUUUUCUGGUCUAUUUUAAUGCAUAAGACGCACCGGAUUUAAAGGCGCAAUAUGCAACACUAGUAAGGAACAAGGGUGUCAAUCCACCUUAAAUGCUAAACUACAUUAAGUAAACAAAACUGUAAUUCUUAAAAAAAACUUUUCUUUUAAAGUGAAACCGGCGCUGGAUAUUAAUCCUCACAGAUUUCUCUCCUGAAAACUGUUUAUUUAGGUGAGUAAAGCACUUCCAUUUAUUUACAGUAAGCUUAGAUUUGCAGAUUUCCCCUAAGGCUAGCCACUGUUAGUGGCUAAUGCCACCCAACAGCGCUACACUGAGGAACCCUGACUGAUAUUAGCUAGUGGUUCAUCCCACAAAGCUUGUUUUAUCACAGUAAAUGCGCAGACUACAGUCGAAAAUACUCACUUCUGAGGUAAGCAGCAGGCUACAGUCCGACAUACCUCUGAACGCCAAACGAGCUAGUGCUUAGUGCGGUUAGUGGGUAAUGCUAAUACUGCGACAGAAGUGCUAACUGGGGUAAGCAGCAGGCUACAGUCUGACAUACUCACCUCUGAAUGGCAAACGAGCUAGCGCUUAGUACGGUUAGCAGGUAAUGCUAAUACUGCUCCAGCAGUUCUAGCCAGGGAUAGCAGCAGGCUACAGGCUGAUAAUACCACCUCUGAACAGCAACAGAGCUAGCGCUUAGCGUGGUUAGCGGCUAAUGCUAAUGCUGCUCCAGCUUUGGUGCUGAAGACCUAAAUUGAAACUCCUGUUUAACGCUGUACUUCAGCAGUGUGGCUUUACUGCUCCUUACAAACUGACUGGUAAAAUUCAUACAUAAGAUACACCGGACUAUAAGGCAAUUUUUGGUCGUUCAAAAUAUGAAUGCUUUUUUUUUUAGGGGUGUUAGAACUUAGAACUAGCCCAUGUGAAUUUUGUAAAUUGUAAAAUCUUAAGUUAUACUGAAAUGUAUUUUUUUUUUUAAAUAAACAUAUCAGGUUUAUUAAAACUUGGAUAAAAUCAUUUCAAAUAUACAAAAUGCAGGUUCAAAAACGCUUAAGCUCCUUAGUUUUUUUAGCUCCACACCCCCACUAUCCUCAUUUAUCUUAGAGAAGAUGGAUCUUUGUUCAUCUAAGAUGAAGCACCAAUCAGAGAGAUGGAAUAUUUCACAAAAAAAAAAAAGAUGAAACUGGAGAUCGUUCUGCACAUUUUGGUGAUCUUCCUGCUCAAUCACCUAAAAACUCAUCAGUUACAGACCACCAUCCAUAUUUUCAGAUAGAUACUCUGGUCCUAAAUGUUCACUUUUGUUAAUUCCUGUCGUUUUAAUUUAGGAGCUUUAUUUGAGUUGUGUGUGUGUGUUUAAGUAGAGCCUGUUGUCCACUGUGUGAGUUGUACUGCAGUUAUACUGUGUGUUUGUUUCAGUAGUAAAACUGGUAACAAGUUAAUAAAAAUCUAGCUAAAAUAAAUUACUAACAAGUCAA